CAACGGCCACCAUGUCCUGUCGGAUCACCUUGUCUCUUUUCCACUCCCUGUUCCUUCUCCUGCUACCAAUUGGCACUCAUCAUCAUCACCAGAACCCAGAAAAUAUUAUCUACACCCAUAUAAAUUAAUGCACCAAAACACAAACAAGAUAUUCAAAGUUUCGAUUUUCACGUCGCGGGUAUUUCUAUUUCUCUCUCCACCAUGUCGGCGUUGGAGUAUCUCUACCUCUCUCCGUUAACGUACACAAAAAUCUACCUCAAUUCCCACACCUGGCGCAGACGCUCGCCGCUGCGGCAAAACGCGUGUCGUUUCGUUCCCAAUUCGGCGGUCGUUAGGGUUCCGGGGCAAUGGAGGGAUUUUUCCGGGAGGGUGGAUUUGUGGAGGCUGAGGAGGGUCCACGGUGGCGCCGCCAGGGCGAGUGGUGGCCAGGAGGGGGAUUCCGGCGAGAAGAGCGGCGAGGGACAGGGGGUCACCGAUAAGGGUUCGACCAGGUCCGGUUCGAACCGGAGGAGGGAGAAGCAAGAUAAAGGGUGGUGGUUCGGUUCGAAGAGUGGGAAGUGGCGGUGGCAACCCAUUGUUCAAGCUCAAGAGGUUGGAGUGUUGCUUUUGCAAUUAGGGAUUGUUGUGUUUGUGAUGAGGUUGCUGAGGCCUGGGAUUCCCUUACCUGGCUCCGAACCGAGGGCUGCGACGUCGUUUGUGAGUGUGCCUUAUAGCGAGUUCUUGAGUAAGAUUAAUGGGGAUCAGGUGCAGAAGGUGGAGGUUGAUGGGGUCCACAUCAUGUUCAAGUUGAAGUCUGACGUGGAGGCUUCUGAAGUGGCUUCUUCUGCUGCUACUCCUUCGGAGUCAGAGUCGUUGGUUAAGAGUGUUGCUCCUACCAAGAAGAUUGUUUACACUACCACAAGGCCUAGUGAUAUAAGGACUCCCUAUGGGAAGAUGAUGGAAAAUGAGGUGGAGUUCGGGUCCCCGGAUAAGAGGUCUGGUGGAUUCUUCAACUCUGCUUUGAUAGCCUUGUUUUAUUGUGCUCUGCUUGCAGGGCUUCUCCAUCGAUUCCCUGUUAGUUUUUCUCAGCAUACGGCUGGUCAGAUUAGGAAUCGUAAAUCAGGAACUUCUGCUGGCACAAAGUCAUCUGAUCAAGGUGAAUCAAUCACAUUUGCUGAUGUCGCUGGUGUUGACGAGGCUAAGGAGGAACUAGAAGAGAUUGUGGAAUUUCUUCGCAAUCCAGACAGAUAUAUAAGACUUGGAGCUCGUCCUCCCCGAGGGGUUCUCUUGGUGGGUCUUCCUGGGACAGGUAAGACUUUACUGGCAAAGGCUGUGGCAGGGGAAGCUGAUGUGCCAUUUAUAAGUUGUUCUGCUAGUGAGUUUGUAGAGUUAUAUGUUGGUAUGGGUGCUUCCCGUGUGAGAGAUCUCUUUGCAAGGGCUAAGAAAGAAGCACCAUCCAUAAUAUUUAUUGAUGAGAUAGAUGCUGUGGCUAAAAGUCGUGAUGGUAAAUUUCGCAUUGUCAGCAAUGAUGAACGAGAACAAACCUUGAACCAGCUGCUCACUGAGAUGGAUGGUUUUGACAGCAGUUCUGCUGUCAUUGUUCUUGGAGCAACUAAUCGUGCAGAUGUCUUAGACCCUGCACUCCGAAGACCAGGAAGAUUUGAUCGGGUUGUUAUGGUGGAAACACCUGAUAGGAUUGGAAGAGAAGCUAUCCUUAAAGUUCAUGUUUCCAAGAAAGAACUUCCUUUAGCUAAGGAUGUUAACCUUGGCGACAUUGCUUGUAUGACCACUGGUUUCACUGGAGCGGAUCUUGCAAACCUAGUAAAUGAGGCUGCAUUAUUGGCAGGAAGACAAAACAAAAUUGUUGUGGAGAAAAAUGAUUUCAUUCAAGCUGUUGAAAGAUCAAUAGCAGGAAUAGAAAAGAAGACUGCCAAGUUGAAAGGAAGUGAGAAGGCUGUAGUUGCACGGCAUGAAGCUGGUCAUGCUGUGGUAGGUACUGCAGUUGCAAACCUUCUUCCUGGACAGCCACGUGUUGAGAAACUAAGCAUAUUGCCUAGGUCAGGAGGGGCUUUGGGAUUUACUUACACUCCUCCAACAAAUGAGGACAGAUACUUGCUUUUCAUUGAUGAGUUGCGUGGCCGCCUGGUUACCCUACUUGGGGGACGUGCUGCAGAAGAAAUUGUUUAUUCUGGUCGAGUGUCAACAGGUGCACUUGAUGACAUACGGCGAGCAACUGAUAUGGCAUACAAAGCUAUAGCUGAAUAUGGUCUUAAUCAGACAAUAGGCCCUGUGUCAAUUUCCACCCUUUCUAAUGGUGGAAUGGACGAGUCUGGGGGAUCAGCUCCUUGGGGAAGGGAUCAGGGACAUCUUGUUGAUCUAGUUCAAAGAGAGGUGAAAGCAUUGCUGCAGUCUGCGCUGGAAGUAUCACUUUCUAUUGUGCGGGCUAAUCCUACUGUUUUGGAGGGUCUUGGUGCUCAUUUAGAAGAAAAAGAGAAAGUAGAGGGUGAAGAGCUACAGAAGUGGUUAAGAUUGGUAGUUGCACCGACAGAGCUGGAAAUCUUCAUAGACGGCAAGCAAGGGUCUCUCCUCCCAUUGCAGACAGGUUCCUGAACAUUUGAGAGUUGUCUAUUUAUGCUACCAAUGUCGAGUGAAACUUAAGGUAUGAUUUUUGACGUUGGCGGGCUAAAGCCAGUGCAGAUAUAUCUCAAACAAAUGAGUUCACCCUUACAACCUUUGUAUAUUCCUGUAAGGUGAAUUUUGGCAUCAUUUUUAACACGUAGCCAGCCUGUUAUUUAACUCAUAAUUCACUCAUCCAAAGCCACAGGGGAGAUAAAAAGAUAAAGAAAAAUACACAGUAGUGCUUCUCACCAUCUACAUAUAUACUGGUAGUUGAAUUUGUUGUAUAUUGACUAUUAUUUCAGUCAUGAUGUGGCUGUUUGCAAAUGUAAUUUGGUAUAUAGUUGUUGUAUACAUUAACGAUUCUGUGAAAUGUAAACGGCUCUGCUAUAUGUUACACCAAAAUAUCUUUUCCAAAUUGUAAGUAAGCUGAUUAGUAUUGAAGUCCGUUUACAGAUUCUCCGCAUCAAACAAAGCAGGGUCAUUCAACAACUGUAUUGGGGCUACGUUUAGAUUUGCAGUCAGAGUAAAAAAUAUUUUUGGAAUGGAAGCUACUAUGUUAGGACAUAUAGAACUUAAGAAUUGACCCCGUAUUCUUGUUGACUGUGCACCAUCAUCUUUGUCUUCUUUCAGAACUCAAGUAAACAGCUACAAGGUGUAGAGUGUUUCUAGUCAUUUGUCCAGGUGUGAAUGAUUGAAAGGAAUUUUUGUAUUCAUAUAACAGGGAUCUUGUGAUAUUCUGAGAGAACAAAAAUAUCUAGUGUUCCUUGAAUGCAACGUUUUUGUACA
Molecule: messenger RNA, 3384 nt
Organism: Glycine soja
Lineage: Eukaryota; Viridiplantae; Streptophyta; Magnoliopsida; Fabales; Fabaceae
Product: ATP-dependent zinc metalloprotease FTSH 9, chloroplastic-like
Exons: 13
Coding region: 202-2589 (795 amino acids)
Biological process (GO): proteolysis
Cellular component (GO): membrane; chloroplast thylakoid
Molecular function (GO): zinc ion binding; metalloendopeptidase activity; ATP-dependent peptidase activity
Source: RefSeq, a predicted model, not a curated record